CCGAAUUUUACUUUGCUCAAUUUUUGUUUGCUCAUACAUUGGGUACUAUUUGACCAACGCCUGUUACCCAAUUUCACUUUGCGCCUUUUUUUGUUUGCUUAUAUAGGGUAGUAAUUGACCACCGCCUUUUACCAAAUAUAUUUAGCUCAAUUUUCUUUAGCUCACAAUAUGCUGUGUAAAUAUUGCUAUGAAAAAUUGAAAUUAUCUCUCCUGUAAUUGUAACCAUUUACUUCUAUUUUAAAAUUAUAAUAACAGAGUGUUGAAGCGACGAUGAAUUUGUGCGAGUUUGAUGCUGAAAGAGUCCAAGAUUUAUCUUUUGUGAAAACUGAGCCAUCUUAACCAUGUAGGCCUAUAGAGUUACAUAAUCUACGUUAAUAAUAUUAAUGGAACGUACACGCUAUCAUCGUCAAUUAUGCGCAUGCGUAAAUGGCAGUGGAAACCUUCGAUGGGGACUAGACUUACGUUUAACCAGACUUGGGUAAAGUUUGCCUGGUAUUGGUCUUGGGGUAGCGCGCACAUGGCCUGGUCGCUCGCGAUCAGCAUGCCAUGCGCAGUACUAUUUCUAUUUACUCGGUAUAGCCGGCGCGGCCGUCCCGGCCCGGGAGCUCGAGCUAUAUGAUACACCAACGUAACUAGCAGCCUGUACGUACGUACGUAUACGCAUCAUAUCGGAGUCUUGCAUGCUAGAGCCUGAGGGUCUAAAAAUGGAGCUCGACAACUGCUGCGGAGAUAGUUCAAGUGAAGAUGGGUUCAUAGACCCUCUCACCAAAAUCGUUCAAAGGUGGGGAUGUCCGUCAGUGUUAAAGAUACUAGAAGAAAAUGAAGUUGAUGUGGAAACCCUUCCCCUUCUAAGUGAAAGUAUAAUCACAUCCUUCAUACCCAAGAUUGGACCUCGAUUGAAGUUUCUCGCUGGGUGGCGUGCAGAGUAUCAUGCUGCAAAUCAACAAAGCAUGGAACAAGCAUCAACGUCGACAAGAAGCCCAUCAGUGUUCUCCUUAGAUGACUGCUCAGAUCUCUCUUGUGUAACAGGAAGUGAGUGGAGUCCCAGACAAAGCCCUUCCCAGCCCAGUUUGGAUACGCCACUUUACGACUCCCCAGAAUCCAAGAGUCCUGAUCAACAUCCUCCCCUGAAACGGGUCAAGAAAGUGCAUUUCAACAUUGCUUGUAUAUUGAGAGAGACCACCAUGGGAAGAGCAGCAUUAAGGAACAUCAAUGCUACAAAUCUCUGCAGCAAAAGGGACCGGCAUACUGUUGUGGAUAUGUUGACUCAGUACCUGAUACGGGAGUAUGGUACCAAGCCAAGCUCAUUUGUGAAGGCAUCAAUGGCCCAUGCCAUUGUGACAAGCUUUCCUUUCUUAAAAGAUCCAGAAUCUCCACUUGGCUAUGAGGCCUGGUACUGCGUGGGGGCCAAGGGACGGCCAGCAACAGGCUACCUGGAGGAGCAUCUGAGGUAUGUCAGAAAAAAGGAGAAGUCCCUGAGGGUACCAGUAGCUGAAGACGAGGCAGAGUCUCAAAAGCAAGGAGAUACUGAUCUUGAGUCUGUGAACGAUGAUAACAUCACGACAAUGGAAGAAUGGCUGCGUAACAACAAGGAGCCAGAGGACAUGGUGAAGGACUACAUGAAACAAACAGCAACAAAAAGACAUGACUGGAUCAAGAGAAGUGACUGUUGUGUGAAGAACAUUCUUACCACAUAUCCCAGACUUCUCGAUGCUGGAAUGAUUGAAGGAGAUUUUGCAGAAUUGUUCCCAGAGAAAGCAAACGCACUGUACCAGAAGUGGCCCACAUUCUGUAACAAAGUAGUGGACUUCACCGAGAAAACUGGCAACUGGAGAAGUGCAAGAGCCGAAUUCGAAAACAUUCAUGACCCUGGGAAACUCAGUCUUGAGGAAAAGAGCAAUCUUGGAUUCUACAUGCUCCCAGUCUUGUUCCGAGGAAGGAAAGAUUCCAAGAGAGGAACGUACACCACUGCAGAAACAUUGUCGUCCUUCAUUGACGUUCAACCAGAGGUUCUCGACAUCCAGACUUAUGUUGAUAACAUUGAUGAAGCAGUCAGGUCACAGCCAUUUGUUGUUGUGCGUGGGAACAUUCUCACACCAAUACAGACGUACGUCGUAGUAGAGAGGAGGAUACUUCCUGCCGCAACACUGCUUAAAGCAGUCGACUUGUGCUUUAAGGCACUUUAUGUGAUGGAUAUCGAAUAUCAGCCGCAAAGCUGUUCUGUUUGGAAAUUUCUCCAGAUUGUGGUGUUCCAGUUUACCGAUGGGGAGCAUCUUACACCAAAGCUGCGGGAGGUCCGAGCCUUCAUGAACAUGCCAUAAGCCAUCAUGAUGUGUUCACGCCAAGGAUGAUUACUGGUGAUAUAUUUCCUACAGAUGAAACUGACACAUCAUCGUUUAGCACAUUUUGGCUACUUGAACCAGUUUAUUUUGGGAGAAAAAAAACUGGAAAAAAGUAUUAUUUUGGACAAAAUAACCUUAAAGACAAACUGUUAUGAGUUGGAUUCAGCACAUUAUUUUACAUAAUUUAUACAUGUUUGUGUAAGACUGAAGAUUUGAGGGUGGGGUGAGGAUCGCUGAAUAAUAUAAAAAAAAGAGUGAAUUUAUACACAGCAGAAGUCUUUGUGUACAUUUUAAAAAUGAUAAAGGCCUAAUUGUUUUAUCCCAAUCAUUGCUUAACAUCCCCACCUUGAAAGUUUAAGAAAACAAAUGAAUAUAUGCCAAGUAUAAAUACAAAACAUAUUAUUGGCUAUAAAUCUUUUGCACUGGCGUAUACAAAUGCUUAUCGUGUUUGGUUUUAAUCCCAAGAGUACUGUUUCAUAACUCGUACAUCAAAAUGAUAUAUUUCUUCAUAAAACAUGAGCUAUGAUAUUUUCUGCGUUUAAAACAGCAAGUGGGGUAUAUGAUUGUAAAUUACAUAUACCAUUAAUUUUCAUGUAAUGUGUAUCGUCCAUUGACCCUACGCUGAACUCUCUGCUGAAUGGACUGCAUGCAUUAAUUUACAUCGCGCAAAGCAGAAGUAGAGAAGUCAACAUUUUCAUCUACAUUUUGCAAAAUUGUAUUGAUAUUAUUGAUAAUAUCAAUAAAAUCAAUCAAACUGAGUAUAGCAGGUAGGGUCAAUUGAUUUUUGUUGUCUUUAAUCUAAUCAAAAAGUUAUAGUAGGCAGUGUGUAUCCUUGUUAUUUGAUCAGUACCUGUUCACCAUCACAGAUAGCCAAACUUUCAUGUGGUACUUCUGCACAUGUCAAAUAAUCUAGAGGGAUUUGAAUUUAUUUCCUCUUUUGUUUUCACUUCAAAAAAAUGUGUGCAUGUGUAACACUCUAAGGCAGAGUAUUGGUGUGUCAGGAUAAAUGAACACUAUGCCACACCCACAAAAUAUAUAUGAUGCACAUAUUCAUGUAUGAAAUCAGAGUACAUGGGAUACAUACAGUGUACAUCAAAGUUGUCAUGCUGCACCAAAAGGGGCUAUAUUUGCAUUUACUUUUUUUAAAAGAUUGUAUUUUUUUCACCAAAAAUUGUAAUGUUGUAGUUGAUGUUAACAAGUUUUGUUUUUACGUUUCUGAUGAAAACAACAA
This is a messenger RNA of Strongylocentrotus purpuratus (purple sea urchin), 3573 nucleotides long. RefSeq lists its product as uncharacterized. The coding region runs from base 681 to 2321 and encodes 546 amino acids. The record is from RefSeq and is a predicted model, not a curated record. The transcript is spliced from 9 exons. Lineage: Eukaryota; Metazoa; Echinodermata; Echinoidea; Camarodonta; Strongylocentrotidae.